UGGCUGCCGGGCGCCGCGGCCGACGCCGAUUUCUCCAUCCUGGACGAGGCGCAAGUGCUGGCCAGCCAGAUGCGGAGGCUGACGACCGAGGAGCUGGGGGUCGUCACCAUGCAGCGGAUAUUCAACUCCUUUGUGUACACGGAGAAAAUCUCAAACGGAGAGAGUGAAGUGCAGCAGCUAGCCAAAAAAAUCCGAGAGAAGUUCAAUCGUUACUUGGAUGUGGUCAACCGGAACAAGCAGGUUGUAGAGGCAUCCUACACGGCUCAUCUGACCUCGCCCCUGACUGCGAUUCAAGACUGCUGCACCAUCCCGCCCUCCAUGAUGGAAUUUGAUGGCAACUUUAACACCAACGUGUCCAGAACGGUCAGUUGUGAUCGACUUUCAAAUACCGUUAACAGCCGGGCCUUCAAUCCAGGACGGGACUUAAAUUCAGUUCUUGCAGACAACCUGAAAUCCAACCCUGGAAUUAAGUGGCAGUAUUUCAGUUCCGAAGAAGGAAUUUUCACUGUUUUCCCGGCCCACAAGUUCCGCUGUAAGGGCAGCUACGAGCAUCGCAGUAGGCCCAUCUACGUCUCCACGGUCCGGCCUCAGUCGAAGCACAUCGUGGUGAUCCUGGACCACGGCGCUUCCGUGACGGACACCCAGCUGCAGAUAGCAAAGGACGCCGCCCAGGUCAUCCUUAGUGCUAUCGAUGAACACGACAAGAUUUCCGUGUUGACUGUAGCAGACGCCGUGAGGACCUGCUCCCUGGACCAGUGCUACAAGACCUUCCUGUCCCCAGCCACCAGCGAGACUAAGAGGAAAAUGUCCACCUUCCUUAGCAACGUCAAGCCUUCUGACAGCCCCACUCAGCACGCGGGGGGCUUCCAGAAGGCCUUCCAGCUGAUUCGACGAACCAACAGCUACACGAGGUUCCAAGCAAAUACAGACAUGGUCAUAAUUUACCUGUCAGCUGGCAUUACAUCAAAGGACUCUUCAGAAGAAGAUAAAAAGGCAACGCUCCGGGUCAUCAACGAAGAAAAUGGCUUUUUGAACAACUCUGUAAUGAUUCUCACCUAUGCCCUCAUGAACGAUGGGGUGACUGGCUUGAAAGAGCUGGCUUUUCUGCGAGAUCUGGCUGAACAGAACUCGGGGAAAUACGGCGUGCCGGACCGGUCCUCCCUGCCUGUGACUAAGGGCAGCAUGAUGGUGCUGAACCAGCUGAGUAAUCUGGAGACGACUGUGGGCAGGUUCUAUACAAACCUUCCCAACCGCAUGAUUGAUGAAGCUGUCUUCAGCCUCCCCUUCUCUGAUGAGAUGGGAGAUGGUUUGAUUAUGACUGUGAGUAAGCCCUGUUAUUUUGGAAACCUACUUCUUGGAAUUGUUGGUGUUGACGUCAACCUGGCUUACAUCCUUGAAGACGUAACAUAUUACCAAGACUCAUUGGCUUCCUAUACUUUUCUAAUAGAUGACAAAGGGUAUACACUUAUGCAUCCAUCUCUUACCAGGCCAUACUUACUAUCAGAACCCCCCCUCCAUACUGACAUCAUACAUUAUGAAAAUAUCCCCAAAUUUGAGUUGGUUCGGCAAAAUAUCCUAAGCCUCCCCUUGGGCAGUCAGGUCAUCGCAGUCCCCGUGAACUCCUCCCUGUCUUGGCACAUAAACAAGCUCAGAGACACCGGGAAGGACGCCUACAAUGUCAGCUACGCCUGGAAGAUGGUCCAAGACACGUCCUUUAUACUGUGCAUUGUGGUGAUACAACCAGAAAUACCUGUCAGACAACUGAAGAACCUCAACACUGUGCCCAGCAGCAAGUUGCUGUACCACCGGCUGGACCUCCUGGGCCAGCCUAGCACCUGCCUCCACUUCAAACAGCUGGCAACUCUAGAAAGUCCAACUGUCAUGCUGUCUGCUGGCAGCUUCUCCUCUCCCUACGAGCACCUCAGCCAGCCCGAGACGAAGCGCAUGGUGGAACACUACACAGCCUACCUCAGUGACAACACCCGCCUCAUUGCUAACCCAGGCCUCAAGUUCUCUGUCAGAAAUGAAGUCAUGGCUACCAGCCACGUCACAGAUGAAUGGAUGACACAAAUGGAAAUGAGUAGCCUGAACACUUACAUUGUCCGCCGUUACAUAGCAACACCCAAUGGCGUCCUCAGAAUUUACCCUGGCUCCCUCAUGGACAAAGCGUUUGAUCCCACUCGGAGACAAUGGUAUCUCCAUGCUGUGGCUAACCCAGGCUUGAUUUCUCUGACUGGCCCUUACCUGGACGUUGGAGGAGCUGGCUACGUAGUGACCAUCAGUCACACAAUUCACUCUUCUAGCACACAGAUGUCUUCUGGGCACACGGUAGCUGUGAUGGGCAUUGACUUCACGCUGAGAUACUUCUACAAAGUUCUGAUGGACUUAUUACCAGUCUGUAACCAAGAUGGUGGCAACAAAAUAAGGUGCUUCAUAAUGGAGGACAGGGGCUAUUUGGUGGCACAUCCAACCCUCAUUGACCCCAAAGGGCACGCACCAGUGGAGCAGCAGCACAUCACCCACAAGGAGCCCCUGGUAGCCAACGACAUCCUGAACCAUCCCAACUUUGUGAAGAAAAACGUUUGUAACAGCUUCAGUGACAGGACCGUCCAGAGGUUUUACAAAUUCAACACUAGCCUGGUGGGGGAUUUGACAAACCUUGUGCAUGGCAGCCACUGUUCUAAAUACCGACUGGCAAGGAUCCCAGAAACCAACGCUUUUGUCGGCAUCGUCAAUGAAACCUGCGACUCUCUGGCCUUCUGUGCGUGUAGUAUGGUGGACCGGCUCUGUCUCAACUGUCAUCGAAUGGAACAAAAUGAGUGUGAAUGUCCCUGCGAGUGCCCUCUAGAGGUCAAUGAGUGCACCGGCAGCCUCACCAAUGCAGAGAACAGAAACCCAAGCUGUGAGGUGCACCAAGAGCCAGUGACAUACACUGCCUUUGACCCUGGCCUCCAAGACGGCCUUCACCAGUGUGUCAACAGCAAGUGCAACCAGAGGGUGCAAAGUGGGGACUGUUUCGGUGUGCUGGAUUGUGAAUGGUGCAUGGUGGACAGCGAUGGCAAGACCCAUCUGGACAAGUCCUACUGUGCGCCCCAGAAGGAAUGCUUCGGGGGGAUCGUCGGAGCCAAAAGUCCCUACGUUGAUGAUGUGGGAGCAAUAGGUGAUGAGGUGAUCUCAUUGAACAUGAUCAAAAGUGCCCCCGUGGGUCCUGUGGCUGGCGGUAUUAUGGGCUGCAUCAUGGUGCUGGUCCUUGCUGUGUAUGCCUACCGCCAUCAGAUACAUCGUCGGAGCCAUCAGCAGAUGUCCCCUCUGGCUGCCCAAGAGAUGUCGGUGCGGAUGUCCCACCUGGAGACUGACCGGGAUGAAAGGGACGACGACAGCCGUGAAGACCGGGGCAUCAUCAGCAACACCCGCUUCAUCGCCGCCGUCAUGGAGCGGCACCCGCACAGCCCGGAAAGGAGGCGGCGCUACUGGGGCCGAUCAGGAACAGAAAGUGAUCAUGGCUACAGCACCAUGAGCCCGCAGGAGGACAGUGAGAACCCGCCCUGCAACAACGACCCCCUGACAGCAGGGGUGGACGUGGGACACCAUGACGAGGACUUGGAUCUGGACGCCCCACCUCAGACUGCUGCCCUCCUGAGUCACAAGUUCCACCACUACCGCUUACACCACCCCACCCUUCACCACAGCCACCACUUACAGGCCGCCGUGACCGUGCACUCGGUGGACGCGGAGUGCUAAUGCUGCCCUCGCCCCAGCCGCGGACGGACGGUCGGAGAAGACGGGGCCUGGGAUGGACGAGGCUCCAGAGAGAGAGAGGAGAGUGAGCCACCUGAACCCGCGCAGGGGCCCGUGGUCCAGUGGUUUCACUCAUUUCCCGCCUGUUCGCGCAUCUUCCACACCCAGCGAAGCAGCACGACACCGCCCUUGUGAAAGACGAGGGAGGCUGGUUCCGAGCCGGAGCACCAAGGGGCCUGUUGAAUGUACUUGCCGUAGCACGAGUGGCAUGGACAAGGGGCAGGCCUCAAACGGAGAGACACCAACCACCCUUUCAGUGACUCGUCGUCGGCGAGAACCUCGUUGAGCUGAGCCAGAGGAACGUGCGGGGAGGGAGGGCCGCCUGCGUGGGGUGCGCCCUGGCGCCAAGCCCCCCACGCUCAACGUGUCCCUUGUUUCUUAGCGGGCCCUCCAUACCCCAGUGGCUCCACGGGACCUGAGCUCUGGAUGACGCAUCUCAAAAUUUCUAAGUAAAGGAUUAUUUUUCUACUAUUUAUUGAACUUGCGAACAUUCUCAAACUUUAGGGGGGGGGGUCUGGCAGAAGGGGACAGAAACGUGUGAGAAGUAUCCCUAGUUGGUUUUGUGCGGGAUGAAGUGGUCCUUUGAUCAAAGGGCCUGUUUUUGUUCCUUUUGCCCGUUUUUCUUUCUUUGCAUAGCCUAUCCUACUGCCUGCGCCACAGGAUGGGGAAAGGGAGAAGUCUUCCUCCCUGACUUGUUUCCGCCUAUUCUCUUUAGAACACCGUUUUGUGGAGCCACGUCCUUGCUGGUCACAUGCAGUGUGCUUGCCGGGGCCUCCGCAGAGACGGAGGGCCAGAGGAGGCCGGGAAGUGUCCGAAGGGAAUUUUGUGUUUCUUGAUACCUCGGGUCUGUCAGCUCCCCACGCAAUGUCUCCCUUAAGUUUCUCAAAGCCUCCCUUUAUUCCUUUCCUCGUUUGAGGAAGGGGGUCCUGGGUGUAUUCUCCUUGUGUUAGAAACAUUCUACGUUGCAAACGUGUUCCAUUUUUGACACUGAGAAUACUGAACGUGUAAGGAAAGACUUUUUGUGUUUGUUUAACAUUGUGGCAUUGGGGUUCUGGAUUAAACGAUUUCUUGUGAAAUCACCGUUUAAAAAGCUGCUGCCAGUUGGCUAAGACGUUCUCUUCCCAAACUGCCCUGUGACGGCCACGGGGCUUUGUCUUGCUUCAUAGAACAGGGGCAUUGUAAUUUUACAGUAGUGUUCUAAUUACAGUGAUGUACUUUAGACUCACGCCUUGUGAUUCAAAUGUGUUAUAAAGACAUUCUUGCACCGUGUAUGUGGUAAAUCUCCAUUUAUAUGUGGGGGGGGGAUUUUUUUUUCUCACUGAAUAAUGCUUUCAUGAUAGGGUAUUAUGAUAGAAUGUAAAAACAAAUUGGUUCUUCAGCAGUUACAGGACAUAAACGAUACGUGUGCUAUCAGGAAACCCCUUCAGACUUUGUACAGAAUUGCAGUCUAGUGAAAUAAAUAUAUGCGAUGGACAGUU
This is a messenger RNA of Echinops telfairi (small Madagascar hedgehog), 5276 nucleotides long. RefSeq names its product cache domain containing 1 (gene CACHD1). NCBI's taxonomy places the organism in Eukaryota, Metazoa, Chordata, Mammalia, Afrosoricida, Tenrecidae. The record is from RefSeq and is a predicted model, not a curated record. The transcript has 27 exons. Gene Ontology annotation, cellular component: voltage-gated calcium channel complex. The annotation marks the transcript as partial. Gene Ontology annotation, molecular function: voltage-gated calcium channel activity.